Molecule: messenger RNA, 4418 nt
Organism: Notolabrus celidotus (New Zealand spotty)
Lineage: Eukaryota; Metazoa; Chordata; Actinopteri; Labriformes; Labridae
Product: SUN domain-containing ossification factor-like
Exons: 24
Coding region: 222-4196 (1324 amino acids)
Biological process (GO): protein folding in endoplasmic reticulum; regulation of bone remodeling
Cellular component (GO): membrane; cytoplasm
Source: RefSeq, a predicted model, not a curated record
CUGAUUGGACGGUUGAGCAGUGACUCGCGCUGACAGUCUGUAGCAGGUUGUGUGGGUGACAGCAGCUAGCAUCACAUUCACCCGUGAGACAACAACGGUUUUCUAAUUUAAGAAGAAACAGAGGGAGUAUUUAUGUUCUUCACAGCUCAACUGAACGCUUACUAAACGGAUACGACGCUUUUUCUGACCGCGGAGAGGAUGUGUGUCCCGGUAGGAGAGGGAUGAAGAUGACACCACUGUUAUGGCGAGUUGUGACAGUGUGGCUGUGUGUGGCGGUAGUCUGUAGGUACCCUAGUUUCUAUGUGGGUUGUACAGAGCCACAGCAAGAGCCUCAGAGGCCUGUGUCCUCACAGGACGUGGGUACGGAGGAAGACUCGGGGGAAGAGAGCCAUCACCAAAAGGUUGAAGAAAGCCCUCCGGCCCAGCCUCUGCCUGAAAGUGUGGAGUUGGUAGAGGAUGAUCACCAAAAAGAGGAGCCGACAACUCAAGAGGUCGACAAUGAAUACAAUCUAGAGGCCUUCGAUGCAGAGAUAAUCACUAUAAAGGAAGAGUCGGAGGAAGACAAAGGAAUUUCACAAACUGAGUCAGAACAUGAGCUAGACUCAGAAAAUCAACCUCCUGGAUCCUCCAUCGCUGAAGAACAGCAGCCUGCCUUCCUGCUGCCGUCAUCUGAUCUUGUCUCUGCUGUUUCUACUGAGCUUAUAGAUGAUCUUAGCACCCUUAACCCAGAUGACAACAUCCCAAACAGUGUUCCAGAUGUUUCAUCUGAUGAAACUGCACCUGAGGUCACUGAUUCUGAUCUGCCUCCAGCCGACUGUGAAGAAGAGAACAACCCGUACGACAAUGACAGCAGUCCUCCAAUUGUUCUGGAGAACUCCUCCAACGCUCACACAACGGGUACCCACACUGCCCCUCCUUUGAGUCCUCCAGCCAGUCAGAGCUCACCGCACCUGGACACCAACACAUCACACGGGCUGAAAGAGCAGGACCCGAGCUCCUCUGCUGCCCCAGACACAGAUUCCAGUGUGAGCGCUAAAGACCCCGAGGACAUCCCCACUUUUGAUGAGUGGAAGCGGAAGGAGAUGGAGGUGGAGAAAGAAAAAACUCAGUCUACUCACACUUCCAACAACGGGGCUGCUACUGUGGUGAAGAAGGUCCAGAAGAACUUCAACAACUACGCCUCAGUGGAGUGUGGGGCAAAGAUCCUUGGUUCUAACCCAGAGGCAAAGAGCACCUCGGCGAUACUAAUGGAGAACAUGGACCUGUACAUGCUUAACCCCUGCAGUAAUAAAAUCUGGUUCAUCAUUGAGCUCUGUGAGCCCAUCCAGGUGAAACAGCUCGACAUCGCCAACUUUGAACUCUUCUCCUCCACUCCAAAAGACUUUCUGGUGUCCAUCAGUGAUAGGUAUCCAACAAAUAAAUGGUUAAAGCUUGGAACAUUUCACGGCCGUGAUGAACGCACAGUCCAGAGUUUCCCUUUAGAUGAGCAUCUUUAUGCAAAAUAUGUGAAGAUGUUCACCAAGUACAUAAAGGUCGAACUGCUGUCUCACUUUGGUUCUGAGCACUUUUGCCCCCUCAGCCUCAUAAGAGUGUUUGGCACGAGCAUGGUGGAAGAGUACGAUGACUUAGCUGAUCCCCCAGAAAGACCAGAGGACCUGGAUGAUGACUCGGAUUAUCCUCCUGGAUACUCAUCGAGUGAGGUCAAGUUAUCAAAGAAUCUGAUUGGUUCAGCUAAAGAUGUCAUUUUGAACAUGGUGAAUAACAUUGCUGUGAAUGUUCUCGGUGGAACUCAAGAGAUGCAAGGCAACCUUUCAUCACAGGAAGUGAACAUGACUGAGCCAUCGACACAACUUGAAACUGCCUCACCAACACCCACUACAGACUUCACUUUAGUUCCUGACCACAAAGAAGAAGAAGUUCUAUCAGACCCUGAUAUCCCUCCGACUGUAGCUCCCUCCUCAGAGACCCCUGAGCCAGAGACUCCUGCAGCUGAUAUCAGCGAACAAGAGCUCCCCCCAGUGGAGGAAAGCAUUAUCACUCCUGUGGAGAAAGAUCAGGAGGCACCAAUUAGCUCUACAAUUAUCCUUUUAGACAAAGAGGAAGAGUUGGAUGAAGAAAAAGAGGAAAUCAAUCUGUAUAAGCGACGACAAGAAAUCAAAAUCUACUGUUCUAUUCUUCCGUCUAUCUCUUCCUCAUGCUCUUGCGCAGCCUCCCUCCAGGAGUAUCUCCAUCGGCAGUGUUCAGCGCUGCUGUCCAAAAAAAGAAAAUGCCAAACAAUCAACAGAAAACAAAUAAUUCCCCCCAUCCAAACACCCAUUUGGCUACUCCCUACGCCCCCUUCCUCCUGCCUGGAACCUCAGAAGCACCAUAGUGAGGUGCAUCAGCCCCAUGAAAAAGAACAAGUUUCUGAACAGGAGCCAGAGAGCGGAGCCAGCACAUCACAAACACCACCACCUCCUCCUCCUGACACCACAGCAGAGUCUCAUAGCGAGUCCAUGUUCGAACCUCCUCUGCUGGAGCCCAGUCAAACCCCAAACCUCCCUACGCCCAGUGCCACCGACUCAUCCUCUGCCAAUCCCACCCCUAUUGUGGAAACGCCGCAGCUGUCUUCAGAAGAGCCAUCAAGAGAGCUGAGGCCAGAGAAGAGCCAGGAUGUGCUGGAUGAGGAGAAGCAUGCCGAGCCUUCAGCUUCUCUCAGUAGCUCUUCCAUCAACACACAGCCCAGCGUCAGUGCGUCAGUCAACGAUUCUUCACAGGCUCCAGCAGAGGAAAAGUCUGAUACUGAUGCUCCUCAGCUGGAGAUAGUAACCCCAGUACAAAUCCCAGAGAAAAAGGAUCAAACCAAAGUUCUCAGCCCAGCUGACUCCCCUCAUCCAGAGCGUUACCCUGACCCUCCUGCUGUAACUGAAAGCAGCACCACCUCCACUGAAUCGUCCCACCCUCCAGACAUCAUAACAGAACUUGAACCGUCGACAGAAACUAAAACAGACAAUUUCGCUGAAGAAAUGUCCGCAUCGUCCGUCGGUAACAGUCAACUGCUUCAGCCCUCUACCCCGUCUUCUUCUGCCCCAUCCCUCUCAGACAUCUACGCAGACCCCCCAAAUGGCACAGAGCAGAACGGGAACCAGGUGCACGGCUCCAGCCAGAAGGAGUCCGUGUUCAUGAGGCUCAACAACCGCAUCAAGGCGCUGGAGAUGAACAUGUCGCUUAGUGGACGCUACCUGGAGCAGCUGAGCCAGAGGUAUCGGAAGCAGAUGGAGGAGAUGCAGAAGGCGUUCAAUAAAACUAUCAUUAAACUGCAGCAUACCUCCAGAAUAGCAGGGGAGCAGGACCAGCGUCAGACUGAGUCCAUUCAGAUGCUGCAGGGCCAGCUGGAGAACAUGACUCAGCUAGUGCUCAACCUGUCCGUCAGAGUCAGCCAGCUGCAGAAUGAGGUUUCAGACCAUCAGUUGUACUUGCUGCUGUCUCUUGGGUUAUGUGUGUUACUCGGGCUGCUGCUGUUCGCCAAACGCCGCUGCAUCUCCACUAUCCCUCCAACCCCAGAACCAGAGCCACCUUUACCUAAGAGCUACUGCCAGCCUGAAAGGCAGUUCUCCUCCUGUGAUGAGGCCGGCUUGAAGAGGAGUGCAUCGUAUCCACUCAUACACUCUGAGUCAUUCCAGUUAGACGAAGACCCUGAAAACCUUCACUCAGAGGAGACUCAGAGUCUCUGUCCGGCAAACAGAAAGAGGAGACGCCGUAGGCUGAAGCCCGUAGAGAGAGUGGAGACUCUAAAACCGUCUUUGAAUGCUGCCCCUGAACUGUGUAAUGGAGCCGUUAUAUGCAAUGGUCUUCCUGUCGCCACAAACCUUCUGCCCCUCUCUCACCGGUUACUUCAGCCCCUGUUCAGAGACUCACCGUCAGAGGGCAGCUCGGAGGGAUCCUCACAUUCAGACGACCCCUCCUUCUGUGGAAUAACCACAGCUUGUCCCAGAAUCUGUGACGGGCUUCCUCCACCCAAGACCCGGGCAGAGAAACGGGCUUUAAGACGCAGGCGUCCUAAACCCAGCUGUGCUGUGGUAGACUUUCUUCAGGCCCCGAGGAGGGACAAGUGUGAAUCGUUGCCCAUCUCCACCAUACAGGACCUGAUGAACAGGAAAACGGAGCAAAGCUCUGGGACAUUUGGAGUGAACGUUGCCCUCUCAGGUCCUGUUUGACAUUUGACAUCUCCACUUCUGACUGACUGCUCUCUCUUUGAAAAAGAGGAUGGAUGUUUAUUUCUGUAGCGACUGGCAGCUUUGAGCGCGCACGAGACAAUUUCUCCACUCUAAAAGGAGUUUUUUUUUUCUGUUCAUGUUCUGUUUGUUUAUAUUUGUUACACUUUGGAUCAACAAAAUGUCUUCCAAGCUUUCCAUUAAAGCUUUCCUCUUUUGUUUUGA